Messenger RNA from Solanum verrucosum, 1017 nucleotides. RefSeq lists its product as uncharacterized. The transcript is spliced from 2 exons. NCBI's taxonomy places the organism in Eukaryota, Viridiplantae, Streptophyta, Magnoliopsida, Solanales, Solanaceae. The coding region runs from base 1 to 1017 and encodes 338 amino acids. The record is from RefSeq and is a predicted model, not a curated record.
AUGGAAGAUAAUGAAAGAGGGUUGGCUAUAGUUACCUGGAGUGGAAAGAUGGCAAAAGGGAAUGUGAUGGAGGAUGAGGACCCUCGAAUGCAAGAAGAGAGCCAAGGUAUAGAGGAACGAGAAUUUCCUAUUCCACAAAACCUUGCCAAAGAACCACAUGAGGAUGCAGAGCAACAUGUUCAGAACUUAUCAAUUAAACUUCCUCUGGUGGAAGCAUUGUUGGAAAUGCCGGGAUACGCCAAAUUCAUGAAAGAGCUGGUUACAAAGAAAAAGAGCUUGGACUAUGAAACGAUUGAGGUCCCCUAUAGUUGCAGUGCAAUUGUGACAAAUGAGUCAAUCACUAAGAGAGAAGACCCUGGGGCAUUCACAAUCCUAUGCACAAUUGGCAUGCUCCAAUUCGCUAAAGCUUUGUGCGAUUUAGGAGCAAGCAUUAACUUGAUGCCCUAUGCAAUAUGCAAGCAACUUGGUUUGGGUGAACCAAAGGUAACCACAAUGAGACUCCUUAUGGCUAAUGGAUCAAUCAAGCACCCAGUGGGGAUACUCUAUGACAUAUUAAUAAAAGUAGAUUGGUUCAUCUUUCCAGCUGAUUUUGUGAUUCUAGAUUGUGAGAUCGAUACGGAAAUUCCCAUUAUUUUGGGAAGGCCAUUCUUAGCCACCGAGAGAGGAUUGGUGGAUGUCGAAAGUGGGAAAUUGAAGUUUCAUGUGAACGAUGAUGAAAUGACCUUCAAUAUCUAUAAAUGCAUGAAACAACCAAGUAAUAUCCAUGUGGUGUCUACUGAGGAUGUUAUAGAUGGGGCAGUGGCAAUUGUGAGCCAUUUAAUGCGCAAGAAUGAACCCCUUGAAUCUGUACUUGCCAAUUAUGAUGAAUUUGAAGUUCAAGGCUAUGAGGAAGUGGUAGCUUCCAUAACUGGGCUAAGAGUAUAUUCAAGGAAUCCAAUCAAGUUGAAUAUCGACCCGAAGAACAGAGAAAGUCCUCCUGCAAAGCCAUCAACAGAAGAACCACCGAAUCUGGAGUAA